CAGCUGUGUGGUGAGCUUCUGCAAACUUGAUACUUGAUGCCAGAAUCCCUUGAUUUUUUCCCACAGAUCCUCUUAUCUUAGGCAAGUUUCCGAUCCAAUUCAUUGCUGCUGAAUCCUUGUAGCUAGAUUUGAUUUUUUGCAGAUCGGGAAAGGGGAUAUGGCAUUGGCGGCCAUUAAAGCACUCUCGAUUUAUAACUCACUGCAUUUUCAGACGAGGCUUGUUUGAAUCUCGGAUUGCUUUUUCUCGAUGCUUCUAGUUUAUCUCUGCACAAUUCUCCUGUUCCAAGCGGCGGUUGCUCAACCGAGAUCGGAGCUCUCCGCUAUCGCGCUCGAUUCUCUGCUACAGGACUACGCUUUUAGGGCUUUAGUCAGGCCGAAGACCGGCAUUGUCUACGACGGCAAUGUGCCGUCCAAUUUGACCGGUAUCUCCGUGGCGGCGCUGCGGCUUAGGAGCGGCAGCCUGCGGCGGAAGGGGGUGGAUUAUAAGGAGUUUCACCUGCCAGUAGGUGUGACUGCGCAGCCCUAUGUUGAGCGGCUUGUGUUGGUUUACCACAGUUUGGGAAAUUGGUCUUCGUUAUACUACCCUCUUCCCGGCCGGACCUUUUUAGCUCCGGUUUUAGGGCUUUUAGCCUACGAUGCUUCCAAUUUAUCCGCCAAAAAUCUCUCCGAGCUCGAUAUUCGGGCCUCGGGUGACCGCAUUUCGGUAACGUUCCCAACGGUACUUGCCGGGCCGGGAGGGUUAGCCCCUAAAUGCGUACAUUUCGCUUUGGACGGUAGCGUGGAGUUCGAGAAUGUUGUGAAUGGGACUACUUGUUUGACCGCUGACCAGGGGCAUUACUCAAUUGUGGUGGAGACGGUGCCGGCUCCGGCUCCGGCACCGGCACCAGGCGGAGGUGCGCCGCGGAGAAGCGGCGGGGUGGGGAAAGGGGGAGGGAAUAGGAGGGUUUGGAUAAUUGUGGCAGCGGUGGUGGGAGGAGUGGCGCUUGUGGCGGCGCUGGUAAUGCUGUUCGUUUAUGUGAGGGGGUGCCGGCGGCGGAAGAAGCUCCGGCGGAUGGAGCACGCGGCGGAGGUGGGGGUGCCGCUGCCGAUGACGCCGGUGGGGAACACGAAGGCGCCGGUGGCGAUGGAGACGCGGACGAAACCCUUGUUGGAGAAUGAAUUUGUGCCUUGAUUUCUGGUAAAUUUCCAAAUAUUUUACUCAUUUUCUUUCAAUUGGGAUUUUCGUCUUCGUUGAUUAAACACAUUCAAAAAAGGGAAAUUCUUUACUUAAAAUUAGUGUUCAGUUUGUUUUGAUCAUAAUUUAUUUUGGAGCUUGAGAAAAAUGUAGGACGAUUUGGAUCCGUUGAUUAUUAUUGUGCAGGUUGUUACUUAUCUCUUUGCAUGAUGUACAAAUAUUGGUGCAAUUAAAUUGGAGAAUUAAGCCAUUUUUCUAAGCCAA
Salvia hispanica is the source of this 1438-nucleotide messenger RNA. RefSeq lists its product as uncharacterized. The record is from RefSeq and is a predicted model, not a curated record. Lineage: Eukaryota; Viridiplantae; Streptophyta; Magnoliopsida; Lamiales; Lamiaceae. Gene Ontology annotation, cellular component: membrane.